AUGCCUAAAUACCAUGCCACCCAAAGGAAGCACGGGGGCUGGGAUACUGCUAGGCUGUCAAAGCCUAGACGAGGGGAUUCGACAGGCAGAGGUCGGGUUCGAACCACGGACUUUCCGCCUUAUUGUGAAGAAAAGAGUAAAGGUGAACAGGGAAGCGACGUAAUGCUAGCUUACCACAAUCAUUCCGAGGUGCCUACACCUCCAGACAUUCACUCAGGCAAUCUGAAUAAAAACUGA
Molecule: messenger RNA, 237 nt
Organism: Opisthorchis viverrini
Lineage: Eukaryota; Metazoa; Platyhelminthes; Trematoda; Opisthorchiida; Opisthorchiidae
Exons: 2
Coding region: 1-237 (78 amino acids)
Source: RefSeq, a predicted model, not a curated record